Molecule: messenger RNA, 385 nt
Organism: Periconia digitata
Lineage: Eukaryota; Fungi; Ascomycota; Dothideomycetes; Pleosporales; Periconiaceae
Source: the annotation of a GenBank genome assembly
UGAAUGGACGGCGGGGAGACAGACGUACGCAUGGGCUCACUUAUUAUUCCCGUAUUUCACUAUUACUUGAAGCAUCAAAGACAAGAUACUGGGCGACGUUUGAAUCAUACGAUUUCCAUCUCACUUUAACCUCUGACAUUCUAAUAAAAAGUCUAGCAAUACACAGACUUCUACCUACCUACAUUGUUUCUACUUGCAACAAUAACAAGAAGAAGAACCGUCGCACGUAUUUCUCGCGUCACAUAGGGUGUCCAAUUCUAUGUACGAUAUAUUAAGAGAUAUUUCUUCAUACUCUUGUAGCCCGCCCAAGGAACUGCUUCUUUGAAAGAAAUCGAAACGGAAUACUUGCAUUACCUUUGAUUGUAUAAUAGCCUCCUCCUCCUCC